Acanthosepion pharaonis is the source of this 612-nucleotide messenger RNA. The record is from the annotation of a GenBank genome assembly. NCBI's taxonomy places the organism in Eukaryota, Metazoa, Mollusca, Cephalopoda, Sepiida, Sepiidae.
AUGAGUCCUCUCGUCUUUUCGUUUCUCUCGUCUUUUCGUUUCUCUCGUCUUUUCGUUUCUCUCGUCUUUUCGUUUCUCUCGUCUUUUCGUUUCUCUCGUCUUUUCGUUUCUCUCGUCUUUUCGUUUCUCUCGUCUUUUCGUUUCUCUCGUCUUUUCGUUUCUCUCGUCUUUUUCGUUUCUCUCGUCUUUUCAGUUAAUAGUUUUUUUUUCUUGCUUUAUGCUUCCUCCUUCCAUCGUCACUUCUCCCUGUACGUCUUUUCUCUGUCGCACACUCUCACUGUGGGUCUCUUUCUUUUUUUUUAUGAUCCCUGUUGCCAUCCAUCUGGAUCUCUCUCUCCCCCCCCCCCCCGUACUGUCGCCCUCUAUCUGGGUCCCCCCCCUGUACUGUCUCCCCUCUAUCUGGGUCCCCCCCCCCCCGUACUGUCUCCCUCUAUCUGGGUCCCCCCCCUCCCCAUACUGUCUCCCCCUAUCUGGGUCCCCCCCUCCCCAUACUGUCGCCCUCUAUCUGGGGAAGAAAAGGGACCCUUUAUCUUGACAUGCCUUCUUUCUCUCUCCCCUUGCCUGCAUCUCUCAAUAGAUAUUACCUGCCAACUAUUUUUAGAAUUUUAUUAA